This is a messenger RNA of Purpureocillium lilacinum, 1065 nucleotides long. RefSeq lists its product as uncharacterized. NCBI's taxonomy places the organism in Eukaryota, Fungi, Ascomycota, Sordariomycetes, Hypocreales, Ophiocordycipitaceae. The record is from RefSeq and is a predicted model, not a curated record. Gene Ontology annotation, molecular function: FAD binding; D-amino-acid oxidase activity. Gene Ontology annotation, biological process: D-amino acid catabolic process. Gene Ontology annotation, cellular component: cytoplasm.
AUGGCACCGAGGGAAAGCAUCGUUAUCGUUGGAGCUGGCAUCAUUGGCCUCGAUGUCGCACUGGUCCUUGCUGAAAGAGGCUAUGGGAAGAACAUUACCGUGGUAGCCGAGCACCUCCCUGGUGACACGGCAGUCGACUACACGUCUCCAUGGGCGGGAUGCAACUUUUCGGCAAUCUCAGGCAGCGACGCCAACGCCCUGCGAUGGGACAAGCUCGGCUACUCACAUCUGUCGAAGCUGGCGUCCGAAAGGCCCGAGGAGACCUUUGUUCGCCGUACCGAGUCCAUUGAGCUUUGGGACGAAGAUGUCCCGCACCACAAGAUCAAGGAGAUGUCAGAAUAUCUCGAGGAUUUCCGUGUUCUGCCGCAGGAUGAGCUCCCGACCGGUGUCAAAUUCGCCAUUGGCUUCACGACACUCACCAUCAACGCCCCUCUUCACAUGCAGUUUCUGCAACAGAAGCUCACGAACCACUAUGGUGUUCAAUUUGUUCGCCAGAAGCUCCCUAGCAUCCAGGCGGCAUUCUCCAAUCCCGCCACCAAGAUCGUGUUCAACUGCACAGGCAACGCAGCCCGGGCAUUGGCCGGCGUCGAGGAUGCCAAAUGCUAUCCGACAAGAGGCCAGGUACUGCUGACCCGGGCGCCGCAUGUGCAGACGAACAUCAUGCGGCACGGCAAGGGUUAUGAGACGUAUGUGAUUCCGCGGCCCGAGUCAAACGGAAAUGUCGUCCUGGGCGGCUACAUGCAAAAGGGCGUCAAUGAUGGCUCCACGUACUCGUACGAGACCGAGUCCAUCAUGGACCGGACAGUGAAGUUGAGCCCCGAGCUUGGCAAGUCCGAGUACGAGAUCCUCGCCUCGUUCGCGGGUAUGAGACCAUCACGGGAGGGAGGCGCAAGGGUAGAGCGCGACGGAAUCGACGUCGCCGGCGAGAAGCGCAUUCUUGUACACAACUAUGGCGCCGGCGGCACUGGGUUCCAAGCUGGAUACGGCAUGGCGGUCGACGCAGUAAAAACCGUGGAGGACGUCCUCAGACAGCUGCGCGGCACAUCGCCGCGACCAAGGUUGUAA